AUGACUACCAUCACAGAUAUUCCUUACCUUUUCACAGCGGCCGAUGGUCAAGCUAUGAAAGAUAAAAAAGUGGUAGAAAGUCUUUUUCCUAUGAACAGUUCGUAUAAUUUUGAUAAAUUGAAAUUAACUGAUGAUGGAGCGUGUUUAGCCGUAAUAAUAACUGCCAAAGACGGAGGAGACAUUAUGAGAGAAGAGAUUUUUGAAGACAUUUUGAUUCUCGACGAAUUGAUACGUAAUUUUACAGCUCAUCAUCAAUCAUACCCAUUUAAAUUUCAGGAAGUAUGUGCCAAAAAUAAUGGAGAUUGUAUAAUUAACGAAGGUUUAGAACUAGCAGCAAAAGUAACAGAUUUCAGAAGAGGAAAAUAUUCCUUUAAGUAUCCUUUGGAUAUUGAUCCAUUAAUUUUGACAUUCAAUAUGUAUUCCUUUAACCUCGGGGGCGUAAUAGUUGACGAUAAACAUUACGUAAAAGAAGUCAAAACGUUUCGCCUUCUAUACUUCUUAGACGAUACUGAUAAAUAUAAAGAAGAAUUGUCAAAUAUUUGGGAAGAUUCUGUUAUUCAAUAUAUAGACGAAUCUGAAUUUCAACAUAUCAACGUUUAUAGAUUUGGUUCCUCAAGUUAUGGUGAAGAAAUAAAUCAGUUCACAAGAAAAGUGAUGCCCCUUGGAGGUGUCUCAGCGUUUGUCAUUUUAUUGUUUUCGAUCGUCACUUUAAUGACUACGGAUGUUAUCAAGAGUAAGCCAUGGUUGGGAUUAGCGGGUUGCUUUUCAUCUUGCUUAUCUGUUAUUACAGCAUUCGGUUUGGUUAUGGCAUGUGGAAUUGAAUAUUCUGAUUUGAACGUGGCUCUACCAUUCUUGAUUUUGGGCAUGGGAAUAGAUGAUUCUUACGUUCUCAUAGCUGCAUGGAGACGUAGUAAAAUCACAAAUACAGUCGAAGAAAGAAUGGGAGAGACAUUUGCAGAAGCAGCAGUCUCGAUCAGUAUUACUUCUCUGACCAAUUUUCUUUCAUUUUGCAUUGGGAUAAUAACACCCUUUCCAGUGGUCCAUUUGUUUUGUAUUUAUGCAGCUACUGCUGUUUUAUUUACUUAUGUUUAUCAAAUUACAUUUUUUGGGGGUUGUAUGGCUCUUAGCGGGCUCAGAGAGGAAAGAGAAUUGCAUCCUUUCACUUGCAGAAGAGUAGUCAAAGCGAAGAGAAAAACUACUAUAUCACGAUAUGUCGUAAACGACGCAAGAAUGGCAGAUCAUUUUCUAAUGCGGUUUUUCGCCAAUACUUUGGGUCAUUAUCUCUCAAGAGGCCCUGUAAAAAUAGCUGUCAUUAUGAUGUGCAUAGGAAAUUUAAUGGUGGCGUUAUGGGGGCUGACAACUAUCGAAGAAGGACUCGAUGCUAAAGACUCUUUUACCAAGAACUCUCAAGGAAGAAAAUUCCUUGAUUUACAUUACCAAUAUUAUACCGAAUAUCCUUACAGAUUGCAUGUAGUUAUUAAUGAAACUCUAGAUUACUCAAACAGCACCGUUCAAGAAAGUAUCGAAAACCUUCUACAUGAUCUUGAAGCUACCACUUACAUAGCAGAUGCAUGGCUUUCUCAAUCAUGGUUGAGAAAUUUUACGUAUUUCAUCAAGACUCCAGGAGUAGCAAGCUACUCUUUAGCAGGUUUCAAUUUAGAAGAAAAAGAGGAUUUUAUAUAUGCCCUAAAACAUAUAUUUUUUAGAUUUCCACAAACGAAAUUAUUUAGAAGUGAUAUAAUCUUAAACGAUGAAGAAACAGAUAUACUCGCAAGUCGUUUUAUACUGUUAUGUGAAAAUGUCAAAACAAAAAACGCUGAAAAAACUCUUUUGACAGAGGUAAGAGACGUUGUAAGCAAAAGCUCUAUACCCGUUACAGUUCACAGUGCAUGGUUUCCCGUUUACGAACAAAUUAUAGCAGUAAGAUCUAUGGCGAUCCACACAAUAUGUGUAGCAGCUGGUGUUGUAAUGGUGGCCUUUUUCUUGUUUGCUCCAAACUUGAAAUGCGCCUUUUGCGUGACCAUCAUCGUGGCUCUAGUCGAAAUUGAAACUAUUGGCUACAUGGCACUGUGGGACGUACAUUUAGAUCUUCUAUCAGUAAUCUGUUUGGUCAUGUGUGUAGGAUUCUCUGUUAAUUAUCCCGCUCACGUUACUUACGCUUACGUGACUUCACCUGGAAGAACUGCUGACGAAAAAAUGAAAGGCGCAUUAUAUGCUAUAGGUUUACCCAUCUUUCAAGGAUCUAUAUCAACCGUUUUAGGGGUUGCAAUAUUAGCUAUCAAUUCUUCUUAUUUUAUAGUGUUAUUUUAUAAAAUUAUCACUCUCGUAGUACUUUUUACCGCAUUCCACGCUUUGUUUGUGCUACCCGUAGUCCUUACACUUUGUGUUUCGUGCAAGAAUAAGGAAAACACCAGGGAACAUUUCUUGGAAGACAAUGGAAUUUCUCCAGCACCAGAAUCGUCUAAAUUUAUUGUUAGCAAUUUAUGA
This is a messenger RNA of Centruroides sculpturatus (bark scorpion), 2487 nucleotides long. RefSeq names its product patched domain-containing protein 3-like. The transcript is spliced from 3 exons. Lineage: Eukaryota; Metazoa; Arthropoda; Arachnida; Scorpiones; Buthidae. Bases 1 to 2487 code for a protein of 828 amino acids. Gene Ontology annotation, cellular component: membrane. The record is from RefSeq and is a predicted model, not a curated record.